Messenger RNA from Pelodiscus sinensis (Chinese soft-shelled turtle), 3259 nucleotides. RefSeq names its product sulfotransferase family 4A member 1 (gene SULT4A1). Gene Ontology annotation, molecular function: sulfotransferase activity. The record is from RefSeq and is a predicted model, not a curated record. Lineage: Eukaryota; Metazoa; Chordata; Testudines; Trionychidae.
GAGAGCAAAUACUUCGAGUACAAUGGCGUGCGGCUCCCCCCCUUCUGCCGGGGCAAGAUGGAGGAGAUCGCCAAUUUCCCGGUGAGGGACAGUGAUGUCUGGAUUGUCACCUAUCCCAAAUCAGGCUUGUUACAGGAAGUGGUAUAUCUGGUGAGUCAAGGAGCUGACCCAGAUGAGAUUGGAUUAAUGAAUAUAGAUGAACAACUUCCCGUCCUAGAGUAUCCUCAGCCUGGUCUGGACAUCAUCAAGGAGCUCACAUCUCCUCGCCUCAUAAAAAGCCACUUACCCUAUCGAUUUUUGCCUUCAGACCUCCAUAAUGGCGAUUCUAAGGUAAUAUACAUGGCUCGCAACCCCAAAGACCUGGUAGUAUCCUAUUACCAGUUUCACCGCUCCUUAAGAACCAUGAGCUACAGAGGAACAUUUCAAGAAUUUUGUCGAAGGUUUAUGAAUGACAAGUUGGGAUAUGGUUCAUGGUUUGAUCAUGUGCAGGAAUUCUGGGAACAUCAUAUGGACUCCAAUGUUCUUUUCCUCAAGUAUGAAGAUAUGCACAAGGACCUUGCAACAAUGGUUGAGCAGCUGGUGAGAUUCUUGGGAGUUUCUUAUGACAAAGCACAGCUGGAAUCCAUGGUGGAACAUUGCCACCAACUCAUUGAUCAGUGCUGUAAUGCAGAAGCCCUUCCUGUCGGCAGAGGACGAGUCGGGCUAUGGAAAGACAUCUUCACUGUGUCAAUGAAUGAGAAAUUUGAUUUAGUGUAUAAGCAGAAGAUGGGGAAGUGUGACCUCACAUUUGACUUUUAUUUAUAAAAAAAAUGCAUGAAUACAAUAUCCAAAUACUAGCUAGAAGUGCUUUAUGCAUUCAUUUAUUACCUGCUGGACAAAAUAUUGCAGCUAUUAUGUGUAACACAACUUAAAAACAAACAAAAUAUAAGUAAACCAUAGGAAACACUAUUGUUCUUGAUCCUAAACAGCUGUUUAUCCUUCAGCAUUUUAAUCCUAGGUCAACAUGCAAGAAUUGACUAGACAAUACAAGAAUAUUCAGCUGUUAUGUAAUGUAUUAUAUAAGUAUAAGGUAUGUAUCAUAUAUGCAACUAGAAUGUACACUUUUUCAGCCCCACAUUGAUUUAAUGUAUUUUAUAGAUGCUUUUCACUAGAAACCUAAAUACCAUUCAAUAGAUCAAAUAAAAAUGUAUGUCCGAAGGAAAUCAGUAACAGGCAAAACUGUAUGCUAGAAUGAUCUCAGGGGUUAGCUGUCACAUUUAUUUUUAUAGUUGGAAUGUCAAGGACAAAACAAUCCUCUCUCAAAUUAACAAUGGAUAACUAUGGGGGUUAUCACUUUCAUUAUUUGUAUGAUUUCUGAGUGAAUACAAUUUGCUGGAAUGCUUUGCAAGACAAGCUCUGUUAUGAAAUCUUACUCAUUGUCACUCCACACACACACAUGCUCUUAUGUCUGAUAAGAGGUGAUUGUGUUAAUAGUGAAUGAAAUUCAUCUCUGUGAAGAGGGCUGGCCUUCACAAGGGACUGUUCACCACUAAGGGUACGUCUACACUUGCUCCCUAGUCUGAACUAGGGAUGCAAAUGCAAAUGCAGCCCUAAUUCAAACUAGGGAGCAAGUGUAGACGUACCCUAAGUCUCACUCAAGCCCUCACCAUAGGGUUUAAGGCUACGUCCAUACUGCAGCGCUAUUUCGGAUAUUGGAGGUAUCCCAAAAUAGCCAUUCCGCAUCUUUUGAGUGCUCCUGUUAUUUUGAAAUAUAAUGGGCUCACUAUUCCAACGUCCCUGUAAACCUCCUUCCUCAAGGAGUAAGGGACAUUUUUGUAAUAAGUGCUGGUCUUCUGCACAGAUAUGAGUUUCACCCACUGAAGAAUGAUCCUCUUAGGCAGGGGUGGGCAAUAAUUUUUUGCCGGGUGCCACUUUGGAAAUAUUUGAAGUGGCCCCCAGCCAUAGAGGAAGGGGCAGGGCAUCAAGUGGAAGGGGAGGGGGCCAAGGAGAGGGGUAUUUCUGGGUUCGCCACCCCAGACAAUAAUUGGUCUGGGGGUGAGGGAGUGCCUUUGCCCCCAGCCCAUGUUCCCCUGAGGUGUCCAUGUCCCUGGUGUGGGAGGAGACUUCCCUCGCUCCUCUGCCCCUAGGCUGCUUAGGGCUGGGGGUGGCAGAGCACACAAAACCUCCUCUGCUCUUCCCCCCGACCUGCGAGUGGCACCCAGUGCUUCAAAGCGCAACUGCUCCUGGCAGGGCGGGAGGAGGCUUUGCGCACAGACCAAUUAGGGCCUGGGGGUGGGGGAGCGUGUGAAGCCUUCUCCGCUCUGCCCCCUCCUUGCGAGCAGUGCGCAAUGCUUCAAAGCGCCGCGUGCUCCUGGCAGAGCGGGAGGAGGCUUCGCGCGCUACCCUGCCCCUAGGCCCUAAUUGGCCUGGAGGCGGGGAAGCAGCAGGGCCUCUGUGGGCUGGAUCCUCCUGCUCAGCGGGCCGGCCCCGGCCCACAGAGUCCCUUCUGCCCACCCCUGUUCUUAGGUAACGAGGGCUUUCUGCUGGAUUCUGAGCACCCUCAAGUGUUACUGAGACCAUAGGAGUUGAGGGAACUUAGUAUUUUUAGGACAUUUAGACGCACUUUGACAUAAAUUGAAGAUGGAGAUACAAGCUGGUACAAAUACAUGAAUGAAAUAUCAGAUCUUGAAGAAGAGACUUUAAGGAUACUCCAGCAGAUGGGAGUAUCACACAACUGAUAGUAUUUAUGCACUAUACAGUCACUGUAAUUGACUGUCAGCCACUAAUAAUCUGAAUUAUAAUUAUAAUCCGAAUUUGAGUUCACUUUGAAUUAUAAUCAGAAUUUGAGUUUACUUUUUUAAGUCUUUUUAUUUUCUUAACUUGCCUCUGGGCAUUUACAUAUAUAACCUAGCCCAGGCUAUCAUAAUAAUGAGAUCUUACCGAAUUGUUGUACCUUUGAUCCUUUAGUUAAUUACACCUGUAUUUUUAGUUUCUCAGCUGCUGGAGGCCCAUUUUGCUGGCCCUAUAUUACAUCUCACCAAAUGCUGUGAGGAAGGACUAGCAGAUUUUAACAUUUUGCUUCUGUUGGAAAAUAACCUGUCAGUACAGCAGUUGGCAAGUGGUGUGGCAUGAUGUGGCUUGACAGACCUUUCCUGGUAUAUUUGUGAGUGAAACUGCUUUCAGUGAAAUUUUAUUUAUUUUUAUAUCUUAGUACUGUAUGACUAUUAAGCACUACACACUAUACUUCUGUGCUUGCUUGCCUAUUUAAUAAAGACAUGAU